CGUCCGCUGCAUCCCUCUUCCCUCCUCCGUCUCCUCUCUCUCUCUCUCUCUCUCUCUCUCUCUCUCUCCCUCUCCCUCUCCCAGACGACUGGGCCGCCGCCGCCCUAGGCCAGGUGCUGAGGUUUUCCCUGGUCUCUUCGCCGGCGGCGAGCACCCACCAGAUGGCUCUGAAUGAUCGUCUGAACAAAUUUAAACAGCAGCAAGAGAGGUGCCAGAAUACUCUAUCUAGCAUUUUUGCAAGCCAGACUUCGAUUUCAACGUCAAAACAUGUUCCAGGGAUUCAACCAGUCAAUGCCCCAUUGGCUCCUAUAAAACCACUGCAUCCUAUUAAAUUCUCAAAUGAUACGGAAAGGCUGCAGCACAUCAAUUCAGUAAGGAAGUCUGCUGUGGGAGUACAGAUCAAGUUAGUGGUUGAACUGCUUUAUAAGACAAGGCAAUCAUUUACAGCAAAGCAAGUAAACGAAGCUACCUAUGUUGAUAUUCAUGGUAACAAGGCUGUAUUUGACAGCUUAAGGAAUAAUCCCAAAGUUUUAUUUGAUGGGACUCGUUUCUCUUACAAGCCAAAGCAUAUUUUGACAGGAAGAGAUGAAUUGCUUGGUUUGAUCAAGGAGAAAGAGUGUGGCCUUCCUGUUGAGGACAUCAAAGAUGCUUAUCCAUCUGUAUUGGAAGAUUUGCAGGCUCUGAAAGCAUCAGGUGAUGUCUGGUGGCUAUCAAGCACCCAGUCCCAGGAAGACAUGGCGUACUUUAACGACCCUCGAUAUAAUAUCACGGUCGACAAUGACCUGAAGGAGCUAUUCCUGAAGACAGAGCUGCCACGGGACAUGCUGGACGUUGAGAAGGAGAUAAAGAAGAGUGGCGAGAAGCCAAUGACCAACACGACCAAGCGGCGCGCAUUAGCCCAGAUCCUUGACGCUGCACCCAAGACCAAGACCAAGGGCAGCAAGAAGAAGCAGCGUCGCCUCACGGGGAAGAGCAAGGGGCUAACGAACAUACAUAUGCCGGAACUGUUCGAUGCUUGAGCCGUCGGCUGGCGCUAGCAAAUGGAGCACGAUACGGCCGAGCUGGCAAACGGUUUACAAGCGAUUUUUGUGCCAGAUUUAUGGUGCUUAACCGAGUGAACGGUAACACUAGUUCCGUUCCGUUAGGAUCUUUGAAUCGGGUAUCGAGUUACCGAUUCGCCCAAUUUUUUAGUCCAGUUGACAUGUUCUUUUUCUUUUGAGUCGCUUUAGCAAACGAGACGUAAUGAAAAUAUUUGUGCAGUGCUCUAAUACUACACCCAGGAAAAGCGCAAUGGGCCUGAAGCCUGUUGGACACUCUGGACUGGUUUCGGGUUACAAGAAAUGGUGCUUAUUUUCGGUCCCGCUUUGAUUGGUUUGAGGUUA
This is a messenger RNA of Sorghum bicolor (sorghum), 1382 nucleotides long. Its product is annotated as general transcription factor IIE subunit 2. NCBI's taxonomy places the organism in Eukaryota, Viridiplantae, Streptophyta, Magnoliopsida, Poales, Poaceae. The transcript is spliced from 5 exons. Gene Ontology annotation, cellular component: transcription factor TFIIE complex. The record is from RefSeq and is a predicted model, not a curated record. Bases 162 to 1019 code for a protein of 285 amino acids. Gene Ontology annotation, biological process: transcription initiation at RNA polymerase II promoter.